AAACAAUUUUGUACUUAGUAGUGUGUGGGUGGUGGGAAUCGAGCAGCAAACAAUAUAAUUGACUGCGAGGGCGAGGACGAGGAGUGGACAGCUAAGAAUAGACAAAAACAGGUCUGGUUGGAUGAUGGAGGAGGUUUCUUGGAACGUCCUUAGCUUGAGGUAGGCUAGAAUCGCGGCCGCAGCCUGGAAUUCCACACGAUGUCGACGUUUCUCAAGAGCUGCCGUCGGAUCCUAUCCGACGUGCCGACGAGACUCUCUAACGCAGGCAUAACAUCUACUGAGGAGUGCGAGAAUUGUCGUGCCAACUUUAACAUUAUCAGGAAAAAAUAUAUUUGCAACAAGUGCGCUCGAUGCUUCUGCUCAGACUGCCUCAACAAGAGAAUUUUGAUUUGCAAGUCGUGCAGAGUGCUGAGCACUUGGCCUAUCGACAGGGCGGAGCUGCAGCCGCUGAAGGCCAGGGACAUCAAAGCAUACUUGUCUGCAAACGGCGUCUCUACGCACGGAUGCGUCGAAAAGGAAGAGCUGGUCGAGCUGGCGCUGAGUCACCUGGGCAGCGGCUUCCAACUGAACCCCAUUCCCCCAUACAGCCCUCAUCGGACGUCAGCGAGAGGCGUCGAUGAAUCAUGGGUUGUUAUCAACGAGCAGAGUUCGUCGACCUCAUCUGGAGACACAGAGCCGCACGUACCAAGCUCUAACAACAGCUCACCUUCGUCGCACCUGCCCCCAGACCCUCCGCCGCCUGCUGAGGUGCCCUUGAUUAAUGUGGUUGCCGCAGAGGAAGCGCCGCCGUCUCCGCCAAAUGACCCUGUCGAGUCAGAAUCCGUCCCGAUUCCGGGCACCCGUGAACAGCAGCCCGAGGAGCCCAUGUCCACAUCGCUGCCCCUCGGCGGGCUGGCCAACCCCCUGCUGACCAAUCUCGUUAACGGCAGCGGCCUGUCCGGCUCGCAGCCAAACCUUAAUGCGUCCAGCUCUUCAUCGCACAGGGAGUCAGGCGCGUCCAGCAGUGUUCCUCAGCGCUCCACAUCGGAGACCAUCCUUUCAAUUAGUAGAACAAAUAUAUCCAUGUUGACUGAUGAAGAAUUGGAAAAGUUGCCAGUCAAAAACCUUAAGAUAUUACUCACAAAUCAUAGGGUAGACUUUCGAGGCUGUUGCGAAAAGUCAGAGCUGCAAGAACGUGUGAAACGCCUCAGAAGUCAGCUGCAGGAAAACUUAAAAAUAGAUGUCGAUGCUCUAAGUGAUGAAAACCUGUGCAAAGUGUGCAUGGCUGCUCCGAUUGACUGUGUGCUGCUGGAUUGUGGCCACGUUGUCACCUGCACCACAUGCGGCAAGCAGAUGAGUGAGUGCCCGAUCUGCAGACAAUAUGUCGUGCGCUGUGUCAAAAUAUUUCGGGCCUAGGGACGAACCCGAACCGAAUUAAAAUAUUAUUCCAUUACGCGGAGGGAGGCAAGGAGUGCCAAACAAGUGUCAGGAUGUUGAUGUUGAGUAUCAAAAUAUUAACCUCGUGACCAAAAGCAUAAUCUCUAUGUUCCACAUUUUAAGCAUGUGUAAGCAGGUGCAUUCUGCAUUCUUGACUAGUAACUGACAAUAUUCCGCAACCAAUAUGUCGCGCGAUUUUUUCCUGUCUACGCACGGUGAUAAUUUCCAGAAAGUUGACACUAUAGGAUAUAUGUUUCAAUUCCGUUUUUUAAAGUUUUAACUCUUUCUAUAUGAAUGAUUCCAAGUCAUCAGAUUAUCGUGUGAUUUAGUCAUAGUCUAUAACUGUGUGAUUUCCGACUUUUUGGUUCAAGAUUCCAGAAGUACAACUAUACGUACCCUUGUGUAAACAGAAAAAUAUUUUUCUGUGAAAAUUGUACAGCCCUAUGCAUGAGAGCUGUAACUGAUUUCAAACAAACUAAGGCUGGCCCUAUACCACAUUGUUGAGCUGUAUAUUGUAAAUUAGAGUGAAAUGUUACGAAAGAAAAGACGUUUUCCUACACUGAUUAAAUUUUAUUAGUAGCGUAAUCCGAUACAAUUAGUAUAAUCGCAUAAA
Molecule: messenger RNA, 2029 nt
Organism: Cloeon dipterum
Lineage: Eukaryota; Metazoa; Arthropoda; Insecta; Ephemeroptera; Baetidae
Product: E3 ubiquitin-protein ligase RNF34
Exons: 7
Coding region: 199-1395 (398 amino acids)
Biological process (GO): protein K48-linked ubiquitination; proteasome-mediated ubiquitin-dependent protein catabolic process; negative regulation of extrinsic apoptotic signaling pathway via death domain receptors
Cellular component (GO): cytoplasm; plasma membrane
Molecular function (GO): ubiquitin protein ligase activity
Source: RefSeq, a predicted model, not a curated record